AUGUUUUCAUCGUCUCUCGGGACGGCCCUCGUUGGGGCAGUCCUUGCUACAAACGUAGCAGCAUAUCCACCAGCUUAUGCACCUGAGAAGUAUUCUGAUCGUAUAGAUGUCGUUCAUACUGGUAUUUCUUCUGAUGUACACGCUGGUGUGUCUGCAAGACACACGUCCCACAAGCAGAUUUGCAGUCACGACAUUGGCUGCUCGAAACAGAAUGAGGUUUUGUUAGAUACUGGAGUCAGUGCUGCAUUGGAUGUAUUUGGUCUUCUUGACCUCGGUCUUGGUGCAGAUAUCGGAAUCAGCUUUGGAAGUGCAUCAGGAUGCCAGAUCAAGUGUGUUGAUUGUCGAACAUGGGGUACAGCCGUCGUCACCAACACCGUGGCCGAAAUUUCAAGCAACAUCGUCGAGGAGAUGAUCGAGUUCUUGGAAAAUCCUUACGAAACCAUUGUUGAAGCCGCAAACUUGGAAUGUUUGAUUUCUUUGGAGGAUGUUGGAGGACACAUCGAACUCAAUAUCUUCGCAGCCGAAUCCGCCACUUACACUCUCAAUAUUUUCGAAGCUGGUCUUAUUGCUGACAUUUCUCUCCUCGAUACUGUCUCGGUUGGCUUGAAUGUUUUCCUCGAUUUGGUUAUCUCCGUUGAUGCUCAAGUCGAUCUCUCUGCUGGUUUCGAAUUCUCCUUCCCAGAAGGUGCUUCCCUUACCGUUGACCUCUUGGCCGGUGCUAUCAAGGACUAUAACUUCGACGGAGCUGUCAUGAAUGACCUUCCUAUCGUUGUUCUUGCUGGUGAAGCCACGCUACAAGCUUCCAUUCGUUGCAGGGUUGAGGCUGGCACUACCAUCUCUCUCUUGGGAAUCGGAUAUGGCUUUGAACUUGGUGUCUAUGCUGAUUUGCUUCAAUAUGUCACUGAAAUCGGUAGCACCGAUAAUUGUCCACUUUCCAUCUCGGGUGCUGUCGAUGUUAACAUUGGUGCAUAUGCCGCUUCCGUUGCAAACAUCGACUUUGCUGCAUUCGAGAUUGCACCAACUGCCGCUAUUACUGUUAAUGCUGGUGCCCUAGCUGCCAUUUGCACUACUAGACCAACUUCUACUAGAGCUUUGAGUGCCAUUUCCACUGGAUCUGCUUCCAGUGGAUCUGAUUCAACUGGCUCCGGUUCAAGUGGCUCGGGUUCCAUCGGUAUUGGUGGUACGAUCUCUAUCGGUCUCGGAGGAUCUGGCUCUGAUUCCGGUUCCUCUGGCUCUGGUCGUGAUUCCGCUCCUUCUGAUUCCGCCCCAUCCGUAACGAGACAUUUCUCGAAUGGCACUGUCUUCACUGCUUCCCGACCAUCCGGUUCUUCUGCCACUGGAUCAUUAAUCGGUACCAUUACUAGUGCGGCAUCUUUGACCACAUCUACAGCUUAUGCUACCCAAGUCACUACCAUUACUAGCUGUGCUUCCAAUGUUAUCCAUUGCCCAGCAUCCCUCGCAGGUACUACCGUUGUUACUCAAACCGUUGUCGAUUACACUACUGUUUGCCCAGUUACUGAGGCCGGCAGCAUCGCGUCAGGCGCAAUCCCAUCCAGUUUGCCAUCGCUUACUACUUCGGCCAUUACCAAUGUUGCCCCGUCAUCCAUUCCUGGCACAAUUAGUCUCACCUCGGUUGCAUCAGCAUCCCCAUCUACUUUCGAUAUCCCAAGCUCAACUCCUAUUGCUGUCGUUCCUGUCGGAACUGGAUCUUCAAGCACCAACUUGGCAUCUAUGACCUCCGCCUUGUCCAGUGAACUUUCGGGUUCUUCUCCUUCAUCGAGUGGGGUGAGCUUCGCAAGAAAUACUGCUUCAGCUGCUACCUCGAGCAGUACUGGAGAACUCAGCGGUGAGACCACCUCCCCAGCUGGUUCAUCCCCAAGUGCUUCGGGAUCAAACGGUUCAUCUCCAUCAAGCUCUAUUGCAACUGGCUCAUCCCCAAGUGCUUCGGGAUCAAACGGUUCAUCUCCAUCAAGCUCUAUUGCAACUGGCUCAUCCCCAAGUGCUUCGGGAUCAAACGGUUCAUCUCCAUCAAGCUCUAUUGCAACUGGCUCAUCCCCAAGUGCUUCGGGAUCAAACGGUUCAUCUCCAUCAAGCUCUAUUGCAACUGGCUCAUCCCCAAGUGCUUCAGGAUCAGGAAAUGGCUCAUCUCCAUCUGGCAGCGCCGCUGCUUCUGCUCCAUGUGUUUCAUCAGGCCCUCUUCUCUCUGGUCAAACUGCUUGCCCAGUUUCUGCCUCUACUCCAGUUCAAACCAGCUCUGGUGAACUCAGCGGGCUUUCCACCGCCCCAGCUGGAUCUUCUCCAUCAUCUGUCGCUUCCGGUUCAUCCCCAAGUGCAUCUAACGGAGUUUAUCCAUCUGGAUCUGCCAACAUCUCAAGCCCAUCUGGUACUUCCAGUUCCAGUGGAGCUAGUGUUACUGGAGGUUCUUCUCCAUCCGCCUCCUCAUCCGAAACUGUUUACACAACCGUUAUCGUCGAUUCAUACACUACCGUUUGCCCUGUUACCAUGACACAAACUAGUGGAGGUGUGACGAGUGUUUUGACCACUUCUACCAUUUCAAUUGUUUACAGUUCUUCCACUAUGACUGCCACCAAGACUGUUAUCGUGAAGCCAUCUGGUUCAUCCCCAUCUGAAUCCGCUCAAAUUACUGGACCAGCUACUUCGUCACCAGGGUUCUCAUCUGAGACUGUUUACACUACCGUUAUCGUUGAUUCCUACACCACAGUCUGUCCAGUUACUUUGACUCAAACUACUGGAGGAACCACCAACGUUUUGACCACUUCCAGCAUUUCCACAGUUUACACCUCGUCAACCGCUACUGGUACACGUACUAUCACUGUUGCACCUUCCGCAACUACUGAUUCUGAGGGUGCUAGUGUCGUUCCAUCUGGUUCUGCUCAAGUUACUGGCCCAGCUGUCUCUUCCCCAGUCCAAUCUUCCGAGACUGUUUACACAACUGUCAUUGUUGACUCUUACACCACAGUCUGUCCAGUUACUUUGACUCAAACUACUGGAGGAGCCACUAGCGUUUUGACUACUUCUAGCAUCUCCACUGUGUACAGCACCUCCACUCUUGUUGGUACUAGCACCGUUGUCUCAACCCCAGUAACGUCCAUUCCAGCUGUCUCUUCCCCAGUCCAAACUUCCGAAACUGUCUACACAACCGUCGUUGUUGACUCUUACACUACAGUUUGCCCAGUAACUCUCACCCACACUAGCCAAGGUACAACCAGCUUUGAGACAACCACUAGCUUGUCAACUGUUUACAGCACCUCGACUCGUGUCGCUACUAGCACUGUUGUCGCAACUCCAGUAGCCUCCGCUCCAGUAGCCUCCGUCCCUGCUGUUUCUCAAGGGGUUUCCCAAGGUGUUUCCACCGAACAAAUUUACAGCACAGUUUCCGUCCAAUCAUACGUUACUGUCUACCCAGUCACUUUGACCCAGACCAGCGAAGGAGUUACCAGUCUUGAGACAUCAACAAGCUUCAAGACAAUUUUCCAAUCUUCCACAAUCUAUGCCACUAGAACAGUUGCUAUUCAAACACAAGGAACUUCUUCCCCAAGUGGUUCCGUCGUUAUUCCACAAGGUAGUGCACAAGCAUCCGGACCAGCCCCAUCAUCCACUUUUGACAAUUCUGGUGUCACUGCUUCAUCUCCAGCUGCUUCUGUGGUUUCCACCAACGGUAUUCCUGUCGCUUCUACUCCAGCUUCUACACAAACUGGAUCUAACUCUGGAAACUCUGGAAAUGGAUCUCCAUCUGUUGUUGCUAGUAGCGGCACAACUGUUAGCACUGACAGUGGAAAUAUGCUUUACAGCACCGUAACAGUUGUUCCAGUUGCUAGUCAAGCAGUCAGCUCAUCUCAAGGUUUGACCACACCUGCCCCAGCAGCUGGAUCCUCUCAACCAUUGGCCUCUGCCAUUGGUGUAUCUGGCAGUGCAGGUUCUGAAGAAUGUGCUCAACCAUCUGUUAUCACCAUUUCCGCUUCUCCUUCUAUUCUCACUGUUACUCAAUCUGCAUCCGUCAUUACCAUCAUUCAAACUGCCGGUGCUAGCUCCCCAUCUGGUGUUGCUUACCCAGGAUCUCCUGUAAACUCUACCGCCCCUGGUCUCCCAGGUAAGGCUGUUUCAGUCACAUCCGCUGAGGGUAUCACCGUCGCUUCAUCAACCAUGAUUGUUCCAGGUUCAGGUGCAUCAUCCACCAUCGUUGUACCAGGAGCCAUUCUCCCAACUGGAUCUCAAGUCUACCCAGCUGGUUCAUCCACUGUUGUUGUACCAGGAGAUGUUGCCCCCACUGGAUCUGGAUCUCAAGUCUACCCAGUUGGUUCAUCCACUGUUGUUGUACCAGGAGCUAUCGCUCCUACAGGAUCGCCAGUCUACUCAGCUGGCUCAUCUACCAACGGUACCUCUGGAAAUUAUGUUAGUGGAACAGGUAUCAACAAACCCACUCAACCAACCUCUUCUGUCACUGUCACUGGCAUCACUGCCGCAAGUGGAUCAGCGACUGCAUCCCCAAGCAUGAUUGUCACUGGUUCUGCUAGCCGUUCUAGCAUCUCCAUGGGGUUGAUUGCUGUCAUCAUGGGCGCUAUUGCUCUUUUGUAA
Botrytis porri is the source of this 4596-nucleotide messenger RNA. RefSeq lists its product as uncharacterized. The transcript is spliced from 3 exons. NCBI's taxonomy places the organism in Eukaryota, Fungi, Ascomycota, Leotiomycetes, Helotiales, Sclerotiniaceae. The coding region runs from base 1 to 4596 and encodes 1531 amino acids. The record is from RefSeq and is a predicted model, not a curated record.